Messenger RNA from Gorilla gorilla gorilla (western lowland gorilla), 2895 nucleotides. Its product is annotated as arf-GAP with GTPase, ANK repeat and PH domain-containing protein 5. The coding region runs from base 639 to 2582 and encodes 647 amino acids. The record is from RefSeq and is a predicted model, not a curated record. Lineage: Eukaryota; Metazoa; Chordata; Mammalia; Primates; Hominidae. Gene Ontology annotation, molecular function: protein binding; GTPase activator activity; GTPase activity. The transcript has 9 exons. Gene Ontology annotation, biological process: activation of GTPase activity.
AUGAGAAAAUCAUGCUUAGUGCCUUGUUAGUAAAAGAAAGAAAACCUAAAAGUCCCUGCCAUGGAAGGAAGAAAUAGCGGGGAGAAAAGGGAGUUGGUAAGUUUCAGCAUUUCAGAGCUUGGAGGGACAAGUUAGGUUUCUAUUUUAUGGAGAAGGAGGUGGAGGCAGGAUGGGUCCUAAGGUGUCAUUCAAGACACACAGCCAUAACUCUUUAUUGAGAGCAGAGCUAGGGCCCCAGGGAUUGCUGUGGUCAAGUUGCGGACAAAAAUGACCACUCAUUGGAAGACAGGAGAGGAGUAUUUAGUUACAAAAGCAGUCAACAAUUCAGGUGUAUCUAUAUUCAGUCAGCAAAUAAAAGUUGUUCAACUUGGUUGCUAAUGGGACCCACUCUACUGAGGCUUUGUAUAGAACUCAUAGAGGAAGAUGGCUUCAAGUAAUGAACUACCCUGUGCUUUUCUUAGGACUAAAAUCUCAGGAAGCUGGUGAUGAAUGAAAACCUUAGUCCCACUGGCACUGCACGAGGGGCCAGGAGAGCAGCAGCAUCAUAAGCCACAGGCGUCAGCCUCGAGUUUGACCAGCAGCAGGGGUCGGUGUGUCCCUCUGAAUCUGAGAUCUAUGAGGCAGGAGCUGGGGACAGGAUGGCAGGAGCGCCCAUGGCUGCUGCUGUACAGCCUGCUGAGGUGACUGUUGAAGUUGGUGAGGACCUCCACAUGCACCACAUUCGUGACCGGGAGAUGCCUGAAGCUUUGGAGUUUAACCUUUCUGCCAAUCCAGAGUCAAGCACAAUAUUCCAGAGGAACUCUCAAACCGAUGCUUUGGAGUUUAACCCUUCUGCCAAUCCAGAGGCAAGCACAAUAUUCCAGAGGAACUCUCAAACAGAUGUUGUAGAAAUAAGAAGAAGCAACUCUACAAACCAUGUAUCUACCGAGCGUUUCAGUCAACAAUACAGCUCGUGUUCGACAAUAUUCCUUGAUGACAGCACAGCCAGCCAGCAUUAUCUUACAAUGACAAUAAUAUUUGUGACCUUGGAGAUACCUCAUCAUAUCACACAAAGAGACGCAGAUAGAUCUUUGAGGACACUUGAUGAACAGUUACACUCAUUUGCGGUUUCCACCGUGCACAUUACCAAGAAAAGAAAUGGAGGUGGGAGUUUAAAUAACUAUUCCUCCUCCAUUCCAUCGACUCCCAGCACCAGCCAGGAGGACCUUCAGUUCAGUGUUCCUCCCACUGCAAACACACCCACGCCCGUUUGCAAGCGGUCCAUGCGCUGGUCCAACCUGUUUACAUCUGAGAAAGGGAGUGACCCAGACAAAGAGAGGAAAGCCCCGGAGAAUCAUGCUGACACCAUCGGGAGCGGCAGAGCCAUCCCCAUUAAACAGGGCAUGCUCUUAAAGCGAAGUGGGAAAUGGCUGAAGACAUGGAAAAAGAAAUAUGUCACCCUGUGUUCCAAUGGCAUGCUCACCUAUUAUUCAAGCUUAGGUGAUUAUAUGAAGAAUAUUCAUAAAAAAGAGAUUGACCUUCGGACAUCUACCAUCAAAGUCCCGGGAAAGUGGCCAUCCCUAGCCACAUCGGCCUGCGCACCCAUCUCCAGCUCUAAAAGCAAUGGCCUAUCCAAGGACGUGGACACCGGGCUGGGUGACUCCAUAUGCUUCAGCCCCAGUAUCUCCAGCACCACCAGCCCCAAGCUCAACCCGCCCCCUUCUCCUCAUGCCAAUAAAAAGAAACACCUAAAGAAGAAAAGCACCAACAACUUUAUGAUUGUGUCUGCCACUGGCCAAACGUGGCACUUUGAAGCCACGACGUAUGAGGAGCGGGAUGCCUGGGUCCAAGCCAUCCAGAGCCAGAUCCUGGCCAGCCUGCAGUCAUGCGAGAGUAGUAAAAGCAAGUCCCAGCUGACCAGCCAGAGCGAGGCCAUGGCCCUGCAGUCGAUCCAAAACAUGCGUGGGAACUCCCACUGUGUGGACUGUGAGACCCAGAAUCCUAAGUGGGCCAGUUUGAACUUGGGAGUCCUCAUGUGUACUGAAUGCUCAGGAAUCCACCGCAGUCUGGGCACCCGCCUUUCCCGUGUGCGAUCUCUGGACUUGGAUGACUGGCCAGUUGAGCUCAGGAAGGUUAUGUUAUCUAUUGGCAAUGACCUAGCCAACAGCAUCUGGGAAGGGAGCAGCCAGGGGCAGACAAAACCCUCAGUAAAGUCCACGAGGGAAGAGAAGGAACGGUGGAUCCGUUCCAAAUAUGAGGAGAAGCUCUUUCUGGCCCCACUACCCUGCGCUGAGCUGUCCCUGGGCCAGCGCCUGCUGCAAGCCACCACUGAUGAGGACCUGGGGACAGCCAUCCUGCUGCUGGCACAUGGCUCCCGUGAGGAGGUGAACGAGACCUGUGGGGAGGGAGACGGCUGCACGGCGCUCCAUCUGGCCUGCCGCAAGGGGAAUGUGGUCCUGGUGCAGCUCCUGAUCUGGUACGGGGUGGACGUCAUGGCCCGAGAUGCCCACGGGAACACAGCGCUGACCUACGCCCGGCAGGCCUCCAGCCAGGAGUGCAUUAACGUGCUUCUGCAGUACGGCUGCCCCGACGAGUGCGUGUAGUAUCUGUUUUAUUUGACUGCAGUCUUCUUGGUGCAAAAACAAAAUGGGAAAAAUAAGGAUAACUCAGAAUUUCAAAAGGAAAUCACAAAUUCAGCUAAUAAUAGCAUUUUCAGUACUUUUCGUAAACUAAGUAAAUACACAAAAUGUUGAUUUUUCUGACCAUAAGACAUAUUUUGUGUCCUUUUGCCGAGGUGGAUGUGUUAGUCUCAGGCCCUCCUGGCCACAUUGCCCAAGUCACACAGGCUUCUGUAUUAUGUAUUUAGAUAAAAUGUGUGAAAAUAUAUUUGAAAUAAAGUUCAUAAAUAUGCAUUGA